UCAAAAGGAGAAUAAAGGAAAAUAGAAAAAAGAUUCACGUACUCUCACGCAAAUAACCAUUAUUAAUUCCGUUAGCAAAACUUCAAACCCCAUCUUCUUCUCUAGAGAAAGAUUGAUCUCUGGCAUAGGCUCAAAUAACCAGAUAUAAUGGCGGUAUCGGUGAAAGUCAGCAACAUCUCUUCAACUGCAACCGAGCAAGAUUUGAGGGAAUUUCUUGCGUUUCCGGGAAAAAUCGAAUAUAUUGAAAUGCAAAGUGAUAAGGGAAAUUCCCAAGUUGCGUAUGUUACCUUCAGUAAUCCAGAGGGGGCAGAAACUGCAGUUCUUCUCUCGGGGGCGGUGGUGUGUGGACAGUCUCUAACCAUAGCUUUGGCUCCGGAUCAUGCUCUGCCUGCCUCUGCUGCAUCUGUAGCAACACAGACUAGUAAUGCUGAGAGUGGCGAAUCUGGUUUGAGAAAGGCAGAGGAUGUUGUAACCGGCUUGCUAGCAAAGGGCUUCAUUUUGGGUAAAGAUGCAUUGAAUCGAGCAAAAUCCUUUGAUGAAAGGCACCAGCUAACUUCCACGGCAACAGCAAAAGUUGUUUCUUUGGACCAGAAGGUUGGUUUCACUGAAAAGAUCAGUGCCGGUACGGUUAUAGUGAAUGACAAAAUGAAAGAAAUGGAUGAGAAAUUUCAAGUGUCGGAGAAGACUAAAUCUGCAAUUUCAGUAGCUGAGCAGUCAGUGUCUAGUGCUGGAUCUGCCAUAAUGAAGAAUCGUUAUGUGUUGACUGGGGCUACAUGGGUAACGGGUGCUUACAGCAGGGUUGCUAAGGCAGCUGAGGAGGUGGGACAGAAAACUAAGGAGAAGGUUUUGGCCCAGGACAAUCAAGGAAAAACUGAAGAAGGUGCUCAUGUCCACACAUCCAUUUCUGAACCUAAUCAACCAUCCAAAACUGAACCUCAACAGGCAACCACAGCUAAUCAGCCUUCCAAACCUGAACAACAGGCCACCAAGGAUGGUCAACCUUCCAAUUCUGCAACAACUAAGGAUUGAUCCUCUGAUUUAUAUUAUACAAGCAUAUUAGUGGAUUUAUGAGAAGUUAGAAUGGCAUAUGUGGAAUAACUAAAUAGAAAUAAAAUAAAACUGAAGAGCCUCAGUGUAUUGAUUCUUUUCUGAGACUUCAUGCAGUCAAAUAUAUACCCUAUCUUGUUUUUAUUACUCUAGUUAUUAUUAGUUGCAUAUAUCUCCCACCGGGAUAACUCAUCUUGGAGAGUUUUGAGAUAUGUAUUGGGUAUGAGUUUAUUCAAAUUUUCCUUAA
Molecule: messenger RNA, 1294 nt
Organism: Glycine soja
Lineage: Eukaryota; Viridiplantae; Streptophyta; Magnoliopsida; Fabales; Fabaceae
Product: binding partner of ACD11 1-like
Exons: 5
Coding region: 148-1029 (293 amino acids)
Molecular function (GO): RNA binding
Source: RefSeq, a predicted model, not a curated record